Molecule: messenger RNA, 640 nt
Organism: Ctenocephalides felis (cat flea)
Lineage: Eukaryota; Metazoa; Arthropoda; Insecta; Siphonaptera; Pulicidae
Exons: 5
Coding region: 71-475 (134 amino acids)
Source: RefSeq, a predicted model, not a curated record
UUGUGGAGUCGGUGUGGAUGUUUUAGUACAUGGACAUAAUGGAGGCAUAUUAAUUAUAGUUGUUUCUGCAAUGAUAUUAUUCUUAGAAACGAUGUGGUGCGUUACGUUGUUUCUACAAAUAUGUCUCAGAGAUGAAUACAAUGGCCUAAUCAGCUGUUGGGACAAAUCAAGUAAUUUGUUAGGAAGCUGGAGAUUGGCUCCACCUUAUGUUGCAAUUGGAGUUGCACUCAUAGUUUGGCCACAGGGUUUGUGGCUAAGUCCAGUCGCUGGUGGUAUGCUGAUAGUUUUAGCUGUAUGUCAUCUUUUCGAAAUCUGCAGGGCGACCACCAGGGGUCGAAGGGACACUCUUUUACCUCAAACUAUACCUGAUGCAGAUUUAGAGAGGUACGAUGACAUUUCCGAGAUCCUGGACGACACGCUUCCGUCUCCGGUGACUCCCAUUCCGGAAGACGACGACUAUCGCGAGGACAUCUGACCGGAAACCGACGAAGUAGAAAACGACGACGACGGAGGCGGCGGCGGAGAUAGGCGAAAGAUACCGAAGCAGGACGAAGACUUCGAUUCGGCGAAGUCGAGGGAUUUUAAACAAGGAUAAGAUGAUUGCGAAAUUGUGAUUUGUAGGGUAGUAAUGGAUAAUGGA